UGGAAUUUGUUUUUUAUUUUAAAAAAAAGUUCUUUGUUAAAUCACGUUUUUUCUCUUCUUCUUCUUCUUCUUCCUUUCUUUUUCACAUCUAGCAAUGAGUAGAAAAAAUUGCCCCACAACAUUCGAAGAAGAUGCUGAUAGCUCCGAGGUUUUAGAAGACGAUAACCGUAGUAUUAUUAUGGGUCUCAUUGCACAAUUGAGAAAAGGUACUGAUCUCUCUCGUAUUACCUUACCUACCUUUGUUCUGGAACCAAGAAGUUUACUUGAAAAAUUCACUGAUUUUAUGAGCCAUCCCGAAUUGGUUGUCAAAGCCUCUAAGACGAUCGAUCCUGUGCAACGAUUCGUGGAAGUUUGUCGAUUCUUUCUUUCAGGUUGGCACAUUAAGCCAAAGGGUGUAAAGAAACCUUACAAUCCCAUUCUUGGUGAGUUUUUUCGCUGUGAAUACCGACUUAAGGAUGGCACAAAAGCCAUGUAUAUAUCUGAGCAGGUUUCCCACCACCCUCCUGUUACAGCAUACUUUUAUGCGUUACCAGAAUUAGGUAUAUUUGUUACUGGUGAAGCCCAUCCUAAGGCAAAGUUUUUGGGAAAUAGUGCCGCAACAGUGAUGAAGGGAUAUACACGAAUUACUUUUAGUGAAUUAGGGAACGAGACUUACGAAAUUACAAACCCCAACGUUUAUGCCCGUGGCAUUUUAUUUGGAAAAAUGACUAUGGAAAUGGGAGAUCAGUCUACUAUCAGAUGUGAUUCGCUUGAUCUUAUUUGCGAGCUGGAAUUUAAAACAAAGGGAUACUUCUCGGGAGAAUACCACUCUGUAUCCGGCAAAAUUAAGAGGCAAUCUACAGGAGAGGUUCUUUAUGAAAUUUCUGGUGUAUGGACACAAGAGUUAUUUAUCAAGGGAAAGUCUUCAUCCAAGGAAUCUUUUUUUAAUGUCGCAAAAAACCCUGUAAUUCCAAAGCUUGUUGAAUCUUUAGAUAACCAAGAAUGGAAUGAAUCUAGAAAACUUUGGUCAAAAGUAACCGCGGGAUUAGCUUCCAACGAUAUGGACUAUGCUACCGAUGAGAAAAGUUUCAUUGAAAAUAGGCAACGUGAAGAAACAGCCAUCCGUCAAAAAGAGGGUGUCGAGUGGAAACCUCGCUUUUUCGUAAUCAACAAAAAGGACGAAUACGAAUUUAAGGGUGCUUCUGGUAUUGAUUACAAGAACCUCUCUAAAACAAAAGCACAUCUCGAAAAGCAUAUGUUUUCUCAUGCUACUUCUUUUCCAAAAGAAGCCCAUACUCAUGAACAAGAUCCUAAUGAAACAAGAAACUCUAAUAAACAGUAGGCCAACUCGACACAAAACAAUAUACAUUCACAUAACAUUUGUUUCUGGAACGCACAAUUUCUUUUGAUGAACUUUUUCAUACCCCACGCCGUCUUUCCCUUUCAUUUUUUUUAACUAUUCGCAGAUCCAAUUAUUAAUGGGUGUGUAUUCCUACGACCUAAAUAAAUGAAAUUCAGUUUACGAAUAGCAUUGAAACAUCAGAUAUACUAUAGAUCUAUUAUAAAAGAACAUAUUGGUAAAUGAUUAUUAUAAAACAAUAUACGUCGGACACGAGGUACCUAUAAAAAAAGAAGAGGUCUUCAUUUUGCCGAAAAGUAAUAAGCGAUAAUCUGAAUCACGAGAGUUCUUUGUAACAUGACCAACAUUGAUAUCAUACCUAUGUACCACAGUAAAAUAAAUA
Messenger RNA from Mucor mucedo, 1721 nucleotides. RefSeq lists its product as uncharacterized. Lineage: Eukaryota; Fungi; Mucoromycota; Mucoromycetes; Mucorales; Mucoraceae. The transcript has 9 exons. Gene Ontology annotation, molecular function: sterol binding. The record is from RefSeq and is a predicted model, not a curated record. Gene Ontology annotation, cellular component: membrane; intracellular membrane-bounded organelle; cytosol. The coding region runs from base 95 to 1321 and encodes 408 amino acids.